AUGUCCGCAUCACCCGAUCAGAAGAUGGGUUCGCCCGCCGCAUCCCCCGAGCGCGAUGUACCCGAGAAACUUGAAGCCACGGUCGCCAGCGAUGACGCCGCGGUCGAGGAUUCCGCCGAACCCACCGCCGAGGUCAAUGGAAACGCAGAGGGAAUGGACGACGAACAAGCCGCUGGAGAUGACGAUGACGAGGAAGACAAAAUCUCAGAUGACGAGUCCAUCCUGUCCGAGGUCGACGAGGCGGAGUUCGAGAACUUUGACCCUGAGAACGUUGAUGUCGAGGACCGCCCGCAGCUCGCUAUCGACGAAGACAACUUGAAACUCAUCGGUCGCCACAAGCGCAAGCGCACUGAAGACGGUGAAAGUCGCCCACGCCGCAAAGAGGGUCGUCGCGAGAAGAAGAGCCGCCGAGCUACCGAAGAUGGCGACGAAGCUGGUCCUUCGCGCAGAAAGGAGAGGAAGCCCCGCGAAGACAAGCCCGACACGGAUGAGGAGACCCUCGAUCCAGAGACACGACGUCGCCGAGCUCUCGAUCGUGCCAUGGACGAGGCCAUGAAGAAGCCAGCCAAGAGACGUUUCCGCAAACAGGACGGCAUUGAUUUGGAAUCUGCGGCCGACGCUGAAAUCGAGGACAUGCGCAAGCGCAUGACCCAUGCGGCGCAAAUGGAUGCGAUCAAUCGCCAGGAAGGAAAGCCAGCCAUGCAUAAGCUGAAGCUCCUGCCCGAGGUCAUCAAGCUUCUCAACCGCAACCAGUACACUAAUGCCUUGGUCGACCCUGAGAUUAACCUCCUGGAGGCUGUCAGAUUCUUCCUCGAACCCCUGGACGACGGAGCGAUGCCUGCCUAUAACAUCCAGCGCGACCUUUUGACUGCCAUUACCAAGCUCCCAAUCAACAAGGAUGCUUUGAUCGCCAGUGGAAUCGGCAAGGUCAUUGUGUUCUACACCAAGAGCAAGCGCACCGAGCGCCGCAUCAAAGAGAUGGCAGAGAAGUUGCUGGCCGAGUGGACACGACCAAUUCUCCAGCGCAGCGAUGAUUACUCCAAGCGCGUCUACCAGCAGGCUGAUUACGAUCCUACCAAGAUUGUCAAGCGUGCCGGUCCCACGGAUAAGGAAAUUGAAGACGAGGCUCGCGCCCGUGAGAUGCUUCCUCCUCGCCUUAUGAAUCGUGCUCGUGUCGAUCGCACCAAUGUCAGCUACACCGUGGUUCCGCGCCAGACUGCCGUGCGUGAGAGUCAGUUCGCCCGACCCUUGGGUGCCAGCGGCGAGGAUCGCUUCCGCAAGAUGCAAGCCCGCCAGGCUGCUGCCCGCAAGGCGUCUCGCCGGUAA
Molecule: messenger RNA, 1326 nt
Organism: Penicillium olsonii
Lineage: Eukaryota; Fungi; Ascomycota; Eurotiomycetes; Eurotiales; Aspergillaceae
Source: the annotation of a GenBank genome assembly